Messenger RNA from Adineta ricciae, 1326 nucleotides. Lineage: Eukaryota; Metazoa; Rotifera; Eurotatoria; Adinetida; Adinetidae. The record is from the annotation of a GenBank genome assembly.
AUGGUGGAAGUAGUUCAAACUUUUUCAUCACCUUCCAAAUUGUUCACUUCAAAGAUUUAUGGAAAAGAUAAAAAACAAGUUACUCUACCAAUAAUAGUCACAACUAUCGACGGUCCUUCAUCGUAUGGCCGAGUCAAAAAUUUACAGGAUACAACACGAUGGAUCGGCCGUUGUGCUGGAGAUACACUUCCGCAACUUGACAGCUGUCAUGCAGCAUAUACUAUUCAUCGGAAAACGAUCUAUCAUGAACUAUCGCAGUUCUAUCCAGCAGCCACGACAGAUACGAACUCGACGUUGAUAAAAAUCAAGCAACAAUACAAGCAAAAGAACGGCAAUAAAGACUCGUUAAAUGUAACCGUAGGAACAACAACAACAACUGUUGCACCGCUGCCGAACGUAUCGAGUGGUGAUACUCAAAAUACCCGUCUAUUCAAUACACCCUCAAAACAUGUUACAAUUAAAGCAGAACCUACUCGACAAACAAAUUUCUUGGUAAAUAAUACAAAGAAAGUUCUAUCAUCCUGGCAGAAGUACUGGACAUCAACAUAUACACAAAGACGACGAAAAGAAUCCAACGAAUCAGAAGUUACUUCACAUCGUUCGAAACUUGAUCGGGGACCGCUCUUAGCUGCCACAAAUUUUCCUUCUGAGCAACCUACUCCAUCAGAUAUUAAUGUUAUUGAAGAUUGUAUCCCGCAGACCAAAUCACCGUCAAUAUCGAAUUAUUCGACGUUCUCUCGAGUUCUCUCGCCACAAGUUUCCGAUAGUGAAUCCCUGAUCAUCAAGAAAGAAAACUCUCCUUUUUUACCGCCAAUCAUUUCAUCUGCAGUAAAUAAUCUACCGGCAGCGAGUCUUGCUAAAAUGGAUCUUUUCAAACUGUCAGAAGAAAAAACUUUCACACCUAUACAAAGUAAAUAUUCCACCGCCGAAAAUAAUAACCCGACAACCGUGAAGGCCAAAGUAUAUAAACUACCGUUGCCUUCAAAUAUAACCCAGAACAACAAAACUCUAAUCACGCGAAAACCAAAGAGUAAACAAAUAGAAGUGCUCACAGCCUCGUCAAUAGCAAAAACGAAAGAAUCAAUAUCUACAAAUAGAUCACAACGAACAACAGCUACUACUGCCAUUAAAACGAAACAUCCUUUAUCGACAGUAAUGACAACAACAUCUCGAUCAAAGUACGAACGAAUCAACUGGGAAGAACCCUACGUUGGCGUUCGGUUCGAUCCACCUACUCCACCAUGUUCACCAUCACUAUUCCUUUGGCCUGUAGAUAGUGAUCAUGGCGGACAUGAAAAAAAGGCACCUCGUAAACAAACACAAUGA